Molecule: messenger RNA, 2238 nt
Organism: Momordica charantia (bitter melon)
Lineage: Eukaryota; Viridiplantae; Streptophyta; Magnoliopsida; Cucurbitales; Cucurbitaceae
Product: auxin-responsive protein IAA27
Biological process (GO): regulation of DNA-templated transcription
Cellular component (GO): nucleus
Source: RefSeq, a predicted model, not a curated record
GAUGAAUUCCAGAAUUUGGAGUUGGGGGACGGAUUAGAGCAUCAUGAACAGAUACAGUAAACAAAAAAGCGAGGGAGGAAAUUAAAGGAGAUGGAAAAAGCAGGGAAUCUUUUGCAAAGGGGAAUUCUGGGAUCACAAACUCGUACGAAGAAGAGACAUAGAGUGGGGGUUCUGUUUCAUCCAACCAAAAAGAUUUCUUUUCAGUUUCUCAAACUGCCGUCCUUCUCCGAUGGCUUCCCCACCUCUGUUCUGCUCUGCUCUGUUUCAAAUUUCUCUCUUUUUUCUUCCGUCUCUGAAGGGAUGAGUUUGUAUUUUUAUAUGUCUACCGUGUGUUCCUUCAUGUCAGCUUUCUCAAAAUUCCCUCACUUUCCACCAUUUCUCCUUCUCUAUUCAAAAACCCUCUUAAUUCUAGGCUAGGGUUUCGUUUUCCUUCAAAAUCCGAGAAAAAUCUGGCGGAAUUCCUACACCCGCUGCCGCUGCCCCCGUCUUAUCCUUUUCUGCAUUCCCGUGUUACGCAGCUUUCAAUUUUCACUGUUUCAUGCUUUCUCUCGGCGCAAGUUAGCGUUUUUCCCUUUCCUCUCCUCUGGUUUUUCCUUCUUUUUUUAAAGGGCAAACGCAGCACAGGGAAAGAAUUUCUCUUUUUUGAUUAAAGAAAAGAAAAGGGGCAAUUAGGGAAAGCUGGACGGAGACUUCCUGUGCCUUGUCGGGGUGGUUGCCCACAAAAAGGGUCACAGACUCACAGUAGAGAGAGUUUUCCUUUCUUGUAGAACCAAAUAGAGAGAGACACCAGCGGUGGAUUCAACCUCUCACAGAAGCUUCUCUUCUUCUUCUUUUACAGAUUUUUCCCAUGCUUUUUGUGUAUUCAUCUUGAUUUUCAAGCUCUUUCUGAUGUCUAUGCCGUUAGAACAUGAUUACAUAGGCUUAACAGAGUCUGUUCCCCCCCUGGAGAGCUCUGAAAAGUCCUCCGACAGACGGAACAAUGGUGGGUUGAACCUCAAGGCCACUGAGCUGAGGCUGGGCCUGCCCGGCUCGGAGUCACCGAGGAGGGACGAUGGGCUCGAGGACAAUAAUGGAUACCCUCUCAAGAGCUCUGUUUCCGGGGCCAAGAGGGGCUUCUCUGUUGCCAUUGAUAGAGCUUCUGCCAAGUGGGUUUUGCCUUCCUCUGCUGGAUCUGAAGCUGAUUCCAGCAAACCUGGGGGCCUCUUUUCUCCCAGAGUUAAUGAGAAUAAUAAAACUCAGCCAUCUUCUACGGCUGUCUCUGGUGUCAAAGAUGGUAUUUCUCCGUCGGCAAAGCCACUGCAUGAGGAGAAACCUCAGCUCUCUGCACCUGCUGCUAAGGCACAAGUUGUAGGAUGGCCACCCAUUCGUUCUUUCCGUAAGAAUUCAAUGGCAACACAGCCCCCCAAAACUACCGAAGAUGCAGACGGUAAGUUGGGAUCGGGUUGCCUUUAUGUCAAGGUAAGCAUGGAUGGCGCUCCGUACCUCAGGAAGGUUGAUCUGAAGACCUAUGGAAGCUAUGUGGAACUCUCAUCAGCCCUGGAGAAAAUGUUCAGCAGCUUCACACUUGGUCAUUGCGGCUCUAAUGGAGUUCCAAACCGGGAUGCGUUAAACGAGAGCCGAUUGAUGGAUCUGCUUCAUGGCUCUGAAUAUGUACUCACCUAUGAAGAUAAGGAUGGCGAUUGGAUGCUUGUUGGUGAUGUUCCAUGGGAGAUGUUCACUGAAUCAUGCACAAGGAUGAGGAUCAUGAAGAGUUCAGAGGCUAUUGGGUUAGCUCCAAGGGCCAUGGCGAAGUGCAAAAACCGUAACUAGCAAACGAUUUUGCUAUAUCGAUGCAUCAAUCGUGCACGUUACAGCAAAUGAUGUUCGAAGAUAAAUGUAUAAUCUGCCUGCUGGAAGCGUCAAUCGACCAAGAGAAUCUUUUCUGAAUAUUGUUGUUUGUGCAUGGGUUCUAAAUAUUGAAAGAGUUGAUGUAUCAAGAUAACUUCUUUGUUGGCAAAAACGAUUUUCGAUAGAACGAUUCGCAGUAUCUUAGUUUGCUCCUCCCUCCCCUCUUGUGAUGUUACUUUGAUUGUUGUUUGAUACACUUUACUUUGUAUUGUAAAUGGUUUGUUUGGUAUGGCAAUUGUAUCCUCAUCCUUCGUACCUGCCAGCUACAUCCUCCCCCUUUGUUUCUGGUUCUGGCAGUUGAAAACCUCCUAAAGAGAGUCAAUUUAUACUGUAAUUUCAAGUUUGUGUCGA